Gamsiella multidivaricata is the source of this 1880-nucleotide messenger RNA. RefSeq lists its product as uncharacterized. Gene Ontology annotation, cellular component: plasma membrane. The transcript is spliced from 3 exons. NCBI's taxonomy places the organism in Eukaryota, Fungi, Mortierellomycota, Mortierellomycetes, Mortierellales, Mortierellaceae. The coding region runs from base 160 to 1866 and encodes 568 amino acids. The record is from RefSeq and is a predicted model, not a curated record.
CCGUUUCUUCAAAGCAUUCCUCCGCACCUCGCCUUCAGGCCACUCUCCUUGCGGCGCAAGAAAUAAAGCCCAGAAUAAUAUUUUGCAGGAGAAUGAUCUUCGAUAGUCAAUAACCACGCCAAAGCAGCGACAAUAUUCAUAUCACUACCGCCAUCCGCAAUGGACCCUGCCAAGAAUACCCUCACAAGCGCAUUGCCACGUCUGGUACGAGGUCUGCUACUACUCUUGGUCACUAUAUCUUGUGUAUGGGCCCUUCCCACGAGCAUGACACCAGUCGACAGCGGUGUUCCUCUUGAUGUUGGGCAACAUGUCAGUAUAUCGACGCAAAAUUGCGCUUUGGGAGUCGCGCUCAUCAUGGUCGGCCUCGUCGAGGUCUUCUAUGGGUUCAAGUUCAUCCGAUUAACUCUCUUCGUCGCCGGAUUUCUGUCCUGGGCGGUUGCUGCCAUGAUUAUCAUGGUUGCCUUCCGGUGGGAUCUGGUGUACACGACAUUUAUGCCACAACAUUACUAUAUGUGGGUCUGGCUAGUGGCAGGUCUAACCGGAGCAAUUCUAUCUUUUCGAUUCUGGGACCUUGGCGUCACCUUCACUGGCGCCUUUGGUGGUUUUGCCGUCGCCAUGGGCGUUAUCGCAGUUGCGAAUCUAUCAAUUGGAAACGCUGGACGUUAUGUCAUCCUGGGGCUCUUCAUCCUUGGAGGAGCCGCCAUCGCCACAUUCUUUGAGCGCGUUUUUAUCAUCUGCGGUACGAGUUGCGGCGGCGCGUUCAUUUUUAUGUUUGGGGUGGACCAGUUUGCUCAGGUCGGAUAUCGCGAGAUGAUUGUCAUUUUCGACUUUACGGGCAAAACGCUCAAUUACCAUCCCAGCCUUCAAGUAUAUCUGAUGCUUGGCUUUUCAUUGGUCCUGGCGGGCCUAGGGAUUGCAUGGGAGUUUUGGCACCAUGCAACACCGCUUCUAAUGGAUCGCAAGGCGAUUUUUCGGAUAUAUGGAAGGCCGUUUGGGAAGCGACCUAGGAGGCUGGUCGGACAGAGAAUUCAUCACCACCUCAAGACACGGUCAGGUAUAUAUACAUACAUCACUGGAUGUCACUGCUUGGAACGGUGGGGUACCGACGAUGUCCUUUAUGGUGACGAUUGGAGUGCUUCAGAGGUUGGUCACCCCGUACCGUCCCAAAGUCCGAUCGCGGAAGAGCCGUCGCCGAUGGAGGAGAUUGGACAAGGCCAUUCCGGUCAAAAGGAAUCCAAGACGAUGCCUAUGGAAAGCAGCAGCGAUGUUCCUUUGAAGUCGGCCCCUGUGGAGGAUGGCGGACGGAAGCACGCUGGUUCCACAGAUCAUCCGCUACCGGAGGCUGCCAAGAGCGAGACUGACAAGCACGUCUCUCAGCACUCAGGAAGCACCAGGUUCACUCGCCAUGCUGAAGGCCAGACUUCUGGUACAACGCACAUUAUCACACCGACCACCACCCGCAUAGAACGCACCGAGCACUCAGAGCACUCAGAAACUGGACUGCCCAGUCAUUCCACAAUACCACAAGCUGAGAUACAUCAUCCACUAUUUUCUCCGCAGCUCGGUGCACGCACUGUCGAGUUGCUACGGCUAGUCAUAGAGGAGAUUACCCCAGGCAGUACUAUCUCAAGGGAGUUCCUUGCAGAGCAUCCGCACGCUAGGCCCGCGGUAUCCCCUUCGAUAUGGCAGACGUCCUCACCCGCUUCCGAAAUCGGGUCUACGUCUGAGCUGCUUGGUACCCAUGGUCUCUACACGCUUGAAGUUUCUGAUAGUGCCUCGGAGUUCCGCGAGUCCCAGGAGAGCGAUGGUCCCGAGGAGGAGCAUGAGGCAGCCGGGCCGCACUAUGCCUCUGCAUCCAAUAAAUAGUAUCAUCAUGGGUG